AUGCUCACGGACUUCAACUCCCUGGGGCGCUGGGACAAGGACGGCGUGGGCACCAAAAUCUUCAAGCUCGAUCCCGACAAGCUGGAGAAAGAGUGGCAGCUCUGCGGCACGAACUGGGCGGACUAUUCGAAGGGAUGGAGCAGCUGCCGCGGCACGUGGCCAGGCAAGCGCGGCUUCACCUGUGGGCUUUGGAGCACUUUCCACUCCGUCGCGGCGCGCUCGGACGACAAGUCCGCCGCGCACGAUACCGAGGCGCUGCGGCAGGCGGUCCUGAAGUUCUUCGACUGCGACGACUGCCGGCACCACUUCUCCACCAUCGCGGUCAAGCCCAAGGACACGGCGACCAAGGCCGCGGCGCAGCUCUGGUGGUGGCAGGCGCACAACAACGUGAACAUGCGCGUGCUCGGUAUCGAGCAGCGCUACCAGGACGGCGACCCGAGCUUCCCCAAGGUGCAGUGGCCGACUCAGGCGCAGUGCCCAGGGUGCUGGCUUCAGGCAUCUCCUGGCAGUCUGCUCUCCGUCUCGCGCCGAGGCGCUGGCGCGCAGGCCACCCUCGCCACGACAGAUGCGCCCGCUUCGGGCGAGGCCUGGGUGUGGAACGCCAACGAGGUGACGGGCUUCUUGGAGCGCUUCUACGGCUGA
This is a messenger RNA of Prorocentrum cordatum, 642 nucleotides long. NCBI's taxonomy places the organism in Eukaryota, Dinophyceae, Prorocentrales, Prorocentraceae. The record is from the annotation of a GenBank genome assembly.